UUUCUAUGCCUCUAAACACUUUCUUGAGUGUUCACUCGUAAAGUAAACCUUUUUUUUCUGGGAUUUUUAAAUCACAUUGUCUUUCUUUAUUGUUUAAAUUGCUGUCAGUGGGAGCGGAGAAGGAAACGAUGCUGUGCGCGCUGUAUCCUCAGUGAGUGCGCGCAGCUGGAACAGACGAUCUAAGUGAAGGCGUGAGCAGGUUUCGGGUGACGGGGUGAAGGAUGGCGGGCUGCUGCGUGUCUGCGGAGGAGCGAGAGAACCAGAGGAUCAACGAGGAGAUCGAGAAGCAGCUGCGGAGAGACAAGAGGGACUCCCGCAGGGAGCUGAAGCUGCUGCUCUUAGGGACUGGAGAGAGCGGCAAGAGCACCUUCAUCAAACAAAUGAGGAUUAUUCAUGGUGGCGGUUACACAGAGGAGGACAAGAAGGGCUAUGCCAAACUGGUCUUCCAGAACAUCUACACAUCCAUGCAGAGCAUGGUCCGUGCCAUGGAAAUGCUCACCAUACCCUUCGCUGAUCCUCAGAACCAGAGCCACGCAGAAUCUGUGCUGGAGGUAGAUGUGGACAAAGUAGAGGACUUCGACCAAAGUCUUGCAGUAGCAGUCAGGAGUCUAUGGAAUGAUGCAGGAAUCCAGGAGUGUUACGAACGGCGCAGGGAGUACCAGCUGUCCGACUCCACUAAAUAUUAUCUCUCUGAUCUGGACCGAAUCGCACAACCCUCUUAUGUGCCUGAUCUGCAGGAUAUCUUGAGAGUCCGAGUACCCACCACGGGGAUCAUCGAGUACCCCUUUGACAUGGAGAACGUUAUCUUCAGAAUGGUGGAUGUGGGAGGUCAGAGGUCAGAGAGGAGGAAGUGGAUCCACUGCUUUGAGAAUGUUACCUCCAUCAUCUUUCUGGUGGCACUCAGCGAGUAUGACCAAGUCCUUGCUGAGUGUGACAAUGAGAACCGCAUGGAGGAGAGCAAGGCCUUGUUUAAAACCAUCAUCACCUACCCCUGGUUUCAGCAAUCUUCUGUCAUACUCUUCCUCAACAAGACCGACAUCCUCAAGGAGAAGAUUGUGUACUCUCACGUUGCCACCUACUUCCCUGAAUUCACAGGACCUCAACAGGAUGAUAAAGCCGCACAAGAAUUCAUCUUGAAAAUGUACCAAGAUCAAAACCCAGACAAGGAGAAGACACUCUACGCUCACUUCACCUGCGCCACAGACACGGAGAACAUCCGCUUCGUUUUUGUGGCGGUCAAAGACACCAUCCUUAGACACAAUCUGAAGGAGUUCAACCUGGUCUAAUAGGACGCAUAGGAGGGUAGGAAAGGACACACAGGAGAGUACAAAAGGACACAUAAAAGCUAAACAGGAUGCAUAGGAGAGUAGGAAAGGACUCAUAGGAGCCAAACAGGACACCUAAAAGACAACUAUUACAGCAAUAAACUUUCUUGGCAAAUUACAGAGAGCAAUUUUUUUAAGUGAGAAUAUUUGUAGAAAUUUUAAAAAAUACACUAAGAGAAUGAUAAAGUACUUUGGAAGUUGAGAAAAUCAGAAAUGCAUUCAGGUCCUCAAGUACUUGCAGAGGGACAAAUCUAAUGUUGCCUCCAUACAUUGCCGUAACAUAGCUGAAAUUAAACAAUCAACACUUAUGUGCUUGUUGCGCAGACUUUCAGCUUUAAUUCAAAGGGUUCAACAAAAAUAUCACUGAGCAUUUUGGAAUUACAGCCUCUUUAUGCAGUUUCUCCACUCUCAGAGCCCAUUAGUACAGUAGUGGACAAACUGUUUUUAAUGCUAAUGAUUACUUUUACACCCUGUUUUCUUUAGACAAGUCAGGGAAUGGAUGUGAACAUUUUCAAGUCAUUCAUCUUGGACUUCACUGACAUCAAUCAUUAAGAAAUUCAAACAGUAUGGUACUCUAUGGCAGCAGUUUUCAAAAACAGAGUGAACUGGACAAGAAGGUGCAAGAAGUGAGGGAAGCCACCACAACACCCUUGACAGCUCUGGCUUUUGUGGUUAUAAUGGGAGAAAGUGUCCAUUGUCCAACUUUUGACUGUUACAUCAACACUUCAUGAUGGAGUGAGACAGGAAUUUCUCAAAAGACUUUUUUUCUAGUUUGCCAGAAGGCACAUGGGAGACUUAAGCCUAUAUCUGAUUUUUUGAAUUCCAAUCCUCUGGGCCACUUCUUGGUGUACAUCAAGUCCAAGACAUAAUCUUUAACAUCUUCUGGCAUGUAUAAAGAAAACUGGCUGUAAAAGUGAUAAAAAAAAUUAACAAUAAUCCUUAAAUUUAACUCAUCCAAUUACCUCUAAAAAAGGAACGAUAAAUCCUAAAUUGUUAAUAUUUUUUUAAACAGUCUACACCUCAAACAUGUCUAUUAUUUUGUUCAUCUCCAUCAUGGGGGUGUAGAGGCAGAAUUACAAACACUGUCGCUGUUCAAAUACUGAAGGACCUGACAGUGUAUUAACUGCUAGAUUCAACAGAUCACAGGUGAUGAGAAGAACUGAUAUUACAGUUUAGUGAGUACAUAUUGCUGAGAAAAUAUCAAGUGUGCAUCAAAAAAAAAAAAUAGUCUGGUAUGGGUGUCUUAUGUAGUCAUGAUAUCACAGCCAAUUCACUCUUAUUUUACAUCUAAAUUUUUCCAACAAUGAUGUGCUUUGAAAGCAACUUUCUGGGUUAAAGACAUUUUUCUGUUUUGCCGUUUCUGUUCAUAUACUUUUCAAUAAAUUUUUACUUUAU
Molecule: messenger RNA, 2720 nt
Organism: Thalassophryne amazonica
Lineage: Eukaryota; Metazoa; Chordata; Actinopteri; Batrachoidiformes; Batrachoididae
Gene: gna14a
Product: guanine nucleotide binding protein (G protein), alpha 14a
Exons: 7
Coding region: 222-1286 (354 amino acids)
Biological process (GO): action potential; adenylate cyclase-modulating G protein-coupled receptor signaling pathway; phospholipase C-activating dopamine receptor signaling pathway
Cellular component (GO): heterotrimeric G-protein complex
Molecular function (GO): GTPase activity; G-protein beta/gamma-subunit complex binding; guanyl nucleotide binding
Source: RefSeq, a predicted model, not a curated record